AGCCCUUUUGGGUGUUUUUUUAAACUAAAUUAACAUGGCUCGAAUGAACCGCCCUGCUCCUGUGGAAGUCACAUACAAGAACAUGAGAUUUCUUAUUACACACAAUCCAACCAAUGCAACCUUAAACAAAUUUAUAGAGGAACUUAAGAAGUAUGGAGUUACCACAAUAGUAAGUGUAUGUGAAGCAACUUACGACACUACUCUUGUGGAGAAAGAAGGCACUCAUGUUCUUGACUGGCCUUUUGAUGAUGGUGCACCACCAUCCAACCAGGUUGUUGAUGACUGGUUAAGUCUUGUGAAGAUUAAGUUUCGUGAAGAACCUGGCUGCUGUAUCGCUGUCCAUUGUGUCGCAGGCCUUUGCAGAGCUCCGGUGCUUGUUGCCCUUGCAUUAAUUGAAUGUGGAGUGAAAUAUGAAGAUGCAGUACAAUUCAUAAGACAAAAGCAGCGCAGAGCUUUUAACAGCAAGCAACUUGUAUCCGGAGAAGCACCGUCCAAAAAUGCAGUUCUGCUUCAAGGAUUCCAAAAGUCAUAG
Molecule: messenger RNA, 532 nt
Organism: Grammomys surdaster
Lineage: Eukaryota; Metazoa; Chordata; Mammalia; Rodentia; Muridae
Product: protein tyrosine phosphatase type IVA 1-like
Exons: 1
Coding region: 35-532 (165 amino acids)
Biological process (GO): protein dephosphorylation
Cellular component (GO): nucleus
Molecular function (GO): protein tyrosine phosphatase activity
Source: RefSeq, a predicted model, not a curated record